AUGGCUGCGCCUGGCUUCGGCCAGACGCACGACCCCUUUGCCGAUUUGUCCAAGUACGACGAAGAGCUGGAAGCAUUGAAUUUUGAGGAUACGUAUGAUGGCCUUGGCGAUAAGCUCGACGAGACCGACGACGCGUUCAACGACGAUACUUUUGGUGGCGAAGAUGCCUUCUCGUCUGCUCCGGUUGGCAAGGAUUUUGACUUCUUUGGUGCUACAUCCAAGGUCGCCGAUGCUAUGGAGGAGGAGCAUGCUCGUUUCAGCCGCCAUCAGCCUUUCGGGAAGGCUCCCUCUUCCGCGAGCCAUGCUGCAGCAACUGGCUCUUAUCACGGAUAUGCGCCUUAUCCUACGGCCCAGAAGGCCACUCGCAGUGGUUACGAGAAAUAUCAGGAUCCAGAGCCUGUCGCUGAUCUCCAGGUUGAUGCUUCCAUCUGGGGCACGGCGCCCAAGCAACCGACCCCUGCCGCCCAGCCAGCACCACAAGCUGCCAGUCGCAAGGUCAUGAGCCUCGAGGAGGUCGAGGCAGCAAUGCGUGCCCAGUCUGCACCCAAGGCCACGCCCGUCCAGCAGCCUCCUCAGGGUCACUACCAGACUCAGCAGCCGCACCUUCAGCAUCCUCGCCAAGAUUUUACCGAUAUUCGUUACGCCCAGCAGGAGCAGCUUCAUGCCCAAGGCUUCCCUGCUCACGAUACUCGACAGUCUCAGCAACCUCAGAUGGGAGGUCCGCAUGGUCAUCCGAUCACCAUUCUGCAGCGACCGUCAUCCAAGCAUGCCGCGCCGACCGUCCCCAGCCCACUGGCACAGCCGGCAGACUCUCCUGCACAGCACCACCAGCCUACGGUUACACCCACUCAAAUCCUGCAGAACCCCAAUCGCUUGUCGGGUGAUGCUGCGCGUCUCGGACAACCUUCUCACAAAGCACAAAACUCCUUCUCUCGCCAGGGACCAGCCGUGCCUGCAGGCCAAUUGGCCAAUUUGUCGGAGCACGAGAAGGCAGCUUUCCUCGAUGCUGAGGCCAGACGUGCUAAGCGCAACCACAAGAUCCAUAUGCUGUCUCGCGACAAUGGCUUGAUGACACCCCACGAUAAGAGCUUCAUCACUCGAAUCCAGCUUCAGCAAUUGAUGUCUGCAAUUGGCGAUUCUACAGAGGCUGGAUCCGAUGCUGCCCUGGGCGAGGACUUUUACUAUCAAGUUCACAGCUCCCUCAAGGCUGUCAACCGUCCCAAUCCCAACCAGCCUCUCAGCAACUUUGCCCAGACAUAUUUGUUCCAGACCGGCAAUCGUCAUGGUGGUAUGAGACGUCAUGGUCGUGGCCCAGAGAACCAUGUCCAGCGUAUGGAGCAGCAAGUGCAGCGCGCCGUUGAGGCUGCCAAGAAUAAGCCAAAGAACAAGCAGCUCGUCAUUGAGGGCAGUCUUGGCAAGAUCUCUUUCAGUAACGCAAAGACGCCCAAGCCCCUACUAAAUAUCAAGCGCACUGAGAGUACUGGAGAUGCACGACCUGGAAGUGCUCAGCGUGCUGUCAGUGUCAAUGACCGCAAGGUGGCUCUUCGCGCGAUUGAGAAUGUCUACACCAUUCUCAUGAAGAUGGAGGAUCAUGAAAGAACCAUGCCGCCUCCUUCCCCCAAUCCGAGCCCUGAACUCAUUCAACAGCAAGCUGAAUGGCAGGCUACGGCGGAGAAGCUGAAUGGACAGCUCUGGGAUGCGCUCAAGGUCCAUGAGCAAAUUGACCCUAGACAGGUGCACCCAUUUAUCACCUUCCUGUCGUACCCCAAGGGCAAGAAGGCCAUUCCUCGGGCUUUCCGACAACUUAGCCAUGAGCAGCGGACGACUAUUCUCACCUUGAUCAUUGUUCACCUUGACCAGCUGGAUGUUGUGCAAGGCGCUCAAGUCCAGUCUGGAGAGCCUAUCAACCUUUCCGCCAACAUCCGUGAGAGUAUCGACUUGUUUUCCAUGGCUGUGAUGCCUCAGCUCUUUAAUCUUUUGGCAGAUGCCGAGCUGCAGAUUAUCACUGCUGUCCUCAGUAUCAUCAUUCAGCGCCUCAACAUUGACACAAUUGCUCGGACUCGCGUCGGCAUCUCCAUGCUGACCAUGAUCCUCAGCCGAGCCGAGAUCAUCAAGCAGAGUGGCCAUGCCAAUGAGCAACUGUGGCAGCAAUGGGCUGCUACUUUCAACGGUUUCUUUAACCACCUGGAGCCAACUCUCCCUAGCAUCUUCCCGGGCACCGUCACGUCUGGAGAAGACAUCUACGUCUGGCAGUUCCUGGCUGCCAUUGGUAUUGGUGCCAGUCCCGAAGAGCAGCAGAGACUUGUCCUUGCUGUGAAGGACCGCGUUAUGGAUACCGUGGCCAUGUCCAAGGCAUUGCCAGCUGAUAUGGCCAAGCAGCGCCUUGAUAAUGUCAACCUCUUCAUGCGAUCCAUUGGCUUGGACGUAGAGCUACUCCAGUAG
Molecule: messenger RNA, 2442 nt
Organism: Pestalotiopsis fici W106-1
Lineage: Eukaryota; Fungi; Ascomycota; Sordariomycetes; Amphisphaeriales; Sporocadaceae
Exons: 2
Coding region: 1-2442 (813 amino acids)
Biological process (GO): P-body assembly; deadenylation-dependent decapping of nuclear-transcribed mRNA
Cellular component (GO): P-body
Molecular function (GO): RNA binding
Source: RefSeq, a predicted model, not a curated record